This is a messenger RNA of Lycium barbarum (goji berry), 2282 nucleotides long. RefSeq names its product adenylate isopentenyltransferase-like. Gene Ontology annotation, cellular component: mitochondrion. Bases 580 to 1647 code for a protein of 355 amino acids. The record is from RefSeq and is a predicted model, not a curated record. The transcript has 2 exons. Gene Ontology annotation, biological process: tRNA modification; cytokinin biosynthetic process. Gene Ontology annotation, molecular function: tRNA dimethylallyltransferase activity; AMP dimethylallyltransferase activity. NCBI's taxonomy places the organism in Eukaryota, Viridiplantae, Streptophyta, Magnoliopsida, Solanales, Solanaceae.
AGGAGACACUGGACAUGAAUUCUCUCUCAUACCACCAAGUACUACAAAGUCUGUUACCACAAAACAUUCCAUUCAUCUUCCCCUCUUUUAAUCCAAUAGCAAGGAAUAAGUAGAACCCAGAAUCACUAUAUUACAGAAACUAUAUUCAUCCAGUAAGAAGUGACCAUGAAGGAGAAGAUAAAUGUAACGAAUAAUGUCCAUAUAGCCUUUCAAGUAAAGCUAGCUCCAACAAAAAUAAGAGCUUGAAAAUGGUUCAUAUGUAUAUAUAGAAGAAAUAUUCAGAAAGAGUCAGAAGCAAAUAGUUGAAGAUCAAAGAACAAGAACCAGCAAAUAUAUACAUAUACACAUAAUAUAGUACUAUAACAAACCACCCCAUUAUCUGUUCCACUUUCAUCAACCCACCUUCCAUUCCUCUGUUUUUUUUACUCUCUUCAGUACUAUUCUCUGCGAAAGCAACAAUAUAUAUAGCCUUUUUUUCUUUUCUUUUCUUUUUUCUCUUUCAUGUUUUAUGUAUGUUACUGUGCAUAUAAAUAGUUAGCUUAUACAUCUCACCUUAACACCAUCAUCAUUAUCUCCCUUAUGAGCAAAUUAUCAUUUCUCUCAACAACAACAACAACAACAACUAAUCACUCUCUUUCCUCAAAUACUUUCUUUUUCCCAACAAAAAUCUCCUUCCCCAAACCCAAAAAAAGUACCCGUAAUGUUGUCACAUCAACUUUGCAAACUCCAAACACUUCUAAAAAGAUCGUCGUAAUAAUGGGUGCUACUGGUUGUGGAAAAUCAAAACUCUCAAUCGACCUCGCCACUCGUUUCUUCCCUUCAGAAAUUAUUAACUCCGACAAAAUCCAAGUGUACAAUGGCCUUAACAUCACCACCAACAAAAUCCCAAUCUCUGAACGUCGUGGUGUCCCACACCAUCUCCUCGGUGAAUUCAACGCUACAGAGUCAAAACCCGAGUUUUCUCCCUUUGAUUUUCGGUCAACUGCUUCUUCAAGAAUAGACGAAAUUAUUAAUCGCGGGAAUAUCCCGUUUAUUGUAGGUGGGUCCAACUCGUAUAUCUAUGCUCUGCUAGCAAAGCAAUUUAAUUCUACAUUAGAUGUUUUGGAACCAAGGAAUGAACUUCGUUAUAAUUGUUGUUUUAUUUGGGUAGAUGUCAUGUCGCACGUAUUGGAGAAGUAUUUAGACAAGCGAGUUGACGAAAUGCUUGACUCUGAAAUGUUGGAAGAGCUGGAAAAUUAUUUCAAGAAAGAGGGGUUUUCGGAUUCUGGGUCCGGGUUAACGGGUCGGGUCAGUGGGAUCCGGAAGGCGAUAGGGGUACCGGAAUUCGAGAGAUAUUUUAAAGGGGAAGAAUUGUACGAGGAUGUAGUGAGGGAUAUAAAGGAGAAUACACGUGUACUGGCGGAGAGACAGGUGGCGAAGAUUAAUAGGUUGAGAGAUGCUGGGUGGGACCUACAAAGAGUCGAUGCCACGGAGACGUUUAUGGCGGUGAUGACGUCAGAAUCCGGGAAGAAUACGGCGGUGGUGAAGGAAAUUUGGAAAAAACAGGUGGUGGAACCAAGUGCCAAGAUUGUGAAGAAGUUCUUGUUGGAGCAGGUGACAGGCAGUCAAUUGAGUAAGAGGGCUGAACUAUUAAAAUCGAACUCGUGACACUGUGACUCAAGUUAUUAUGAGGGAUGAACUAUUGAAGUCGAAUUCGUGAUAUUAUGACUCAAAUUAUUAUGAGGGCUGAACUGUUGAAGUCGAACUCGUGAUACUGUGACUCAAGUUAAUAUGAGGGCUGAACUGUUGAAGUCGAACUCGUGAUACUGUGGCUCAAGUUAUUAUGAGGAUGAACUAUUGAAGUCAAACUCGUGAUAUUAUGACUCAAAUUAUUAUGAUGGCUGAACUGUUGAUAUCGAACUCGUGAUACUAUGAUUCAAAUUGUUAUGCUGUGUUAUCAAGUUGUUUCCGCGAAAUAUUUUUGGUUAAUGAAGGACAAAUAGAGAAGUGAAUUGGCGACCAAUUUUGGGACAAUAGGGCGCCGUUGAUGUGGAUCUGAGCAAGAAAACAGUGUCUUCUAAUUCUCUGGUUUAUGAUGAAUUCAGAAUCACUUAGUAUUUUCAAUUUUAUCCUUUUAUUUUCCAUCAUUGACCCUUACUUAGUGAGUUUUACAUUUGGUUUAUAAGUUAGAUGUAUGUUGCUGUUCAUUUUUGUCUGCAUAAUGAAGAGAGUGGAGAGGGGGUGAUGUGCUGGUAAAUGGGGUAUAAAUUUGGUUUUCUAUGUAAAGCUUAAUAGUUUGUGCU